GCAACAUUCUAGUGAGGGUUAGACGAGGGCUGGCAGAGUAAGUGAGACACUGAAGUAUCGAGAGCUGAAACUGAUUUUAUUUCCUUGAAGAGCUGGCUUUGAAAGGAAUCGGUGGAGUAGUGCAGCUAUCGUAUCAGCAUGCAGGCUUUACCUCUGAGUGACGGACAGACCCUGGAUCUUCUGAAGGGCAGGGGAAGUGGAAUUGCAGAGGAGAUAUCCAAUGUGGUGCGUGUCUUCAUCAGCUCCACAUUCACAGACAUGUCUACUGAGAGAGAUGCUCUGCUGGACAAAGCCUACCCUGAGCUGCAGGCUUUCUGUCAGACACUGGGCCUGGUCUUUGAGGUAGUGGAUAUGCGAUGGGGAGUGCGUGAUGCGAUAGCUGUGGAUCACAUGACAAUUGAACUGUGCUUAAGGGAGAUACAGUCCUGCCAGAGAGUGUCUGUGGGGCCAAUCUUCACUGCUCUGAUUGGAAACCGCUAUGGCUACCGCCCCAUUCCCAGAGUCAUUGAAGAACAGGAGUUUGAGCUUCUUCUGUCCAAAUUGAGUGCAGAUGAAAGCACUACGCAGCUCCUCAAAGACUGGUUCUGGAAGGAUGAGAACUCAGUGCCCCCUGCCUACAUCCUGCAGCCCAUCACCACCCACCUGCCCCACUACAGCGACACCAGACCCGAGAGCCGGCCGCAGCACCAGCACGAUGUCGCCACCUGGUGGAGCACCGAGACACAGCUUUCUCGUCUCCUCAGAGCAGCCGCUGUGCAGGCAGAGAAGGAGGGGGAGUUCAGCAGGGAGCAGAGGCACAGGUUCUUCAAAUCAGUUACUGAAUGGGAAAUUGAACAGGGUCUCCUAGCUAGCCAGCAGAGCAAUGCCUGCGUGCAUCUCUUUCUUCGAGAGCUGCCUGAUCUCAGUGGCUCUGUAAGUCAGAAGAGUUCUUCCCAGUUUAUCGAUAUCAAGGAAGAUGGCUGCGUCGACACUGAAGCCCAGGAACUCCUCUCCAGCCUAAAGAUGAAGAUUUCUAGCAACGAUUCCAUCAAACUCAAUGUGCACACCGUACAACUCAGCAAAGGAGCCAUAGACCCCUGCAACAAGACCCAUGCCCAGUACCUUCAGACCCUAUGCGAGCAGUUCAUCUCUGAGAUGAAACAGCAGAUCCUCCGAAGAGACCAAAAGAACCGGGCAGAAGAGAAGUGGGCUUGGCUUUUACAGGAGGUCUCCCACCACAUGGCUUUGAGUGCCUCCAAAUGUGCUGUCUUCUGUGGCCGAGCAGACCUGCUAAACAGCAUCUGUGAAACCGUCAAGGAGCAGGAUUCUGGCCACCAUGCCCCUCUGGUUGUCUUUGGUCCUUCUGGAAUAGGAAAGACCUCAAUGAUGUGCAAACUGUCCCAGGAAGUGCGUCGCACACUCGGGGAGGACUCCGUUCUGGUUUUGAGGCUUCUCGGAACAUCUCCCAUGAGUUCGGAGAUCCACUCCGUUCUGAAAAGCGUUUGCUUCCAAAUUUGUUCGGCUUAUGGAUUCAAUCAUCCCACUCUCCAAACAAUCAACGCGUACGAAGACCUUGUCCGUUUCUUUCAAAGCACGCUAGCGGCUGCCUCCCAGAAGAAGGCAGGAUCGUUGGUCCUGAUUCUGGAUUCCCUGGACCAGCUUUCCCCUGCUGAUGGAGCUCACAGACUGCACUGGCUACCCAAGGAGUGUCCGCAAGGAGUCCACAUCAUCGUCUCCACCCUGGGGGAUGGGAAUCCCAUUCUGGAGGUCCUCCUUGGUGGGAUCCAGAACCCAGACAGUUACUUUGCUGUGGGGCAGUUGUCUCUCCAACAAGGUGAGCAGGUGAUCCGCACGUACAUGGCAGCGGCAGGGCGCAGUCUCACCCCUGCCCAGCACAGUCUGAUUCUCAGCAGCUUCAAUCAGUGUGGGCAUCCAUUCCUGCUGAAGCUGGCACUGGAUGCUGCCAGCCAGUGGGCCUCCUACACGCCUCUGCCAGAGCUCCAGGGGGCCACAUCGACCAAGGAAGCCGUGUCCCAACUCUACGAGCGUCUUGAGAAGCAGCACGGAAGGGUCCUUGUGACCCACGCUUUGGGGUUCAUUGUGUCGUCAAGGAGUGGUCUGACGGAGGCAGAGCUAAGGGACGUCCUGUCUGUGGAUGACGAGGUUCUUGCUGAUAUCUACCAGUACUGGCCUCCUCCCAACAGCAGUAUGAUCCGCCUGCCCCCGCUACUCUGGACUCGACUGCGUUACGACCUGGGGGAAUACCUAGUGGAGAGGCAGGUGGAUGGAAACAAAGUGCUGGCACUCUACCACAGGCAGUUCAUAGAAAUGGUCCAGGAAAGAUACUUGUCUGCGGAGCAGAAAUCCCGAAGACAUCAUGUCUUGGCAGAUUUCUUUAAAGGAACGUGGAGUCAGGGAGCGAGGAAACCGAUCUGUCUGCCUUCUCUGAAAACCAGCCUGAACGCCAACCGAAAGGUGGCCUCCCAGCCUUUGUGGUUCACUGACAACGUGGCCAAUCUGAGGAAGCUUCGGGAACUGCCUUUCCAUCUGCUGCACGCCGGCCGCAGAGACGAGCUCAAACACAACGUCAUUGGUAAUAUGGACUGGCUUGUUUGUAAGACUCAAGCCUGUGGAAUAAGGAGUGUCAUUGAAGACCUGUGCAUGUGCGCUGAGCAUAUUGACUGUCCUGAAGUGCGGCUUGUGCGAGAUGCAUUUCUCCUUUUCAAACCAACCAUGGAUUUCAUCGAGGGACAAAUGGAUAGCUGUCUGCUGCACACCGAGCUUCUUGCCAGACUCCACUUCUUUGCGGACUCAUACUCUCUGAUUGGGUCUCUGUGCUCGCAGUGCAGUGACUUUCUCAGCACCUCUCCCAACCCCACCUUCAUCCCCCUGUCGGGAUUCUUUCAGCCCCCCGGCGGGCCAUUAAAGACCACCCUGACUGGAUUUAAUAAAGGUAUCACAGUGCUGGAGCUGUGCUCACAGUCCAGGCUGCUGCUGGUCGGAGCGGAGGACGGCAGAAUGAUUGUGUGGAAUGUGAACGACACUGAAGUGAUCCACACCCUGACCGGACACACGGCGGAGGUGCAGUGUGUCAGGGUGAUUGGAAAGGGCACUCGCUGUGUGUCCAGCUCCUAUGAUCAAACUCUGCGUGUAUGGAGCCUGGUGACGGGGAAGCAGCUUCACUGCAUCGAGGAGGGGCCUCGCGGCCCCCAGAACUGUGCCCUGCUUCACGUGGAGGAGGAGAGGGGCAUCAUAUACUCCGGGACCAGCGCUCAGUUGAAUGCCUGGCAGCUGGAGACGGGCUCUCUGCUCUUCUGCAUUGACUCAGAGAGCGCUGUGUUCACUGUGAUCCCCGGGGGCGAUGAGCCUGGCAUAGCCCUUGCUGAAGGAGGCCUGCUCACACUGUGGGACAGAGGCACAGGCCGGUUAGGAAUGACCUCCAAGCUCUGUGACCUGGGAAGAGCCGUGCCCACAUGCACCCUUCCACUGAGAACACACAGGAGACUAGCAGCCGGGUUCAGCGAUGGAUCAGUACUCCUGAUUUCUACAGAUGGCAGGUUUGAUGCUCAGAAAGUUGCUUCUUCUAUUUCAUUUCUUGUUGUUUCUGAAGACGAGACAGUCCUUUGUGCAGGCCAUGGUAAGAGUGUUGCAGUGUUCCAGUUAGACCCCUCCGCGAUGGAGAGGUGCUUUGUGAAUGACCUGGAGCAUGAAGACACUGUGCUGACAGCAGCCGUGGGCACCACACAAGGAGUUCUGAUCACCGGCUCAAAGAACGAAGCGAUACGGGUGUGGAGUUUGUCCAGUGGUGCGCUGCUGGACUCGUUCUCUGGGAUGGGGGUCUCGGUCACUGCACUGGUGUUGGUGGAGGAUACUCUCAUCUCUGCUUCAAGACAUGCUUAUUACCUGAAGCUGUGGCGUCUUCACUACAACCCGAGAAACAAGACCACUGCCCCUGUCCCCGCCUGCAGCCUGCUCACUGCUGUGUCACACCACGGGGAGUAUGUGUACUUCCUGAAACCCGGAGACAGAAAGAAAGUCAUUGUGUGGGACUACCUGCAAGGUUCUUCUGUUGAUACGAUUGACUGCUCAGCAGAGGUGUGCUGUCUGGAAGUGGCUCAGCUGAAGAAGCUGCUCUUCUGUGGAGUGCGAUCAGGAACAGUGCUGGUCUAUCCACUGGAAUUCAGACAUGACGCGAUGUGCAUUCCCCCACCAGAACCGCUCCAGAAGGUGUGCAGCAUUGGGCUCAGCAAACUGGAGGACAGGCUAGCUGUGGCGUACGAGGACACUAUACUUGUAUUUGAUUUCAACCCUGGAAAGGAUUACCCAGUAAUUCCAGGGCCUAUUCACAAACUAGCCGCCCCUCAGCACACUGUGUCCAGUAUCGCGGUGCUGUCAGACUGCAGUCUUCUCUGUGGCUUGGAGAAUGGUGAGGUGUCUUUCCUAAAGGACUCGAAUGCAGUUCCUCUUCAGGCCCACUCCAGUCAGAUCACUUGCAUAGCCAUCAGUAACCAGGAAAUCCAUGCGCUUGUAGGCUCUCAGGAUUCAAUACAAAGACUGUGGAACUUAAAACUGGGCCUGCUGGAUCAUGAGAUGAAAUAUAAGAGCUUCUUUUUCGAGGGGAUUCUCUGCGCUGCGUUCUCUCAGGAUGAUCAGUAUGUUUACACUGGAUCCCAUGAUAGGUCCAUUAAAGUGUGGCACACUGGGAACGGGAGCCUGCUGGCAGUGCAGUAUGUCUACGCUUCAGUUCCCAGGAUAGUAGCCACUUCAGAGGGGUUCAUUGCAGUCUCACACCUGGGGUACAUCAUCAAGGAGAGAUUCAUCAGCCCCAAGAGAAUCCGACCCCAGUACAACCCACUGCAGAACAGCAGAGACCAAUACAAAGUGACCUCCAGAGAGAGAGCAGCCCUACCACUCCUCAGAGCACCAGCACAGCAGGGCAAGAGCAGCAAACCCACGCUGAAGAGAUCUCAGUCAUGUGCUGUGUUAUGAGAAGCAAUGAGCACACACAGGGGGACCUCAUGUAAUAAUCACACAGAGAGGCCUCAUGUAAUAAUCACACAGAGAGGCCUCAUGUAAUAAUCACACACAGAGAGGCCUCAUGUAAUAAUCACACAGGGGAACCUCAUGUAAUAAUCACACACAGGGGAACCUCAUGUAAUAUUCACACACAGAGAGGCCUCAUGUAAUAAUCACACACAGAGAGGCCUCAUGUAAUAAUCACACAGGGGAACCUCAUGUAAUAAUCACACACAGGGGAACCUCAUGUAAUAUUCACACACAGAGAGGCCUCAUGUAAUAAUCACACACAGAGAGGCCUCAUGUAAUAAUCACACAGGGGAACCUCAUGUAAUAAUCACACACAGGGGAACCUCAUGUAAUAUUCACACACAGAGAGGCCUCAUGUAAUAUUCACACACAGGGGAACCUCAUGUAAUAAUCACACACAGGGGAACCUCAUGUAAUAAUCACAGAGAGGCCUCAUGUAAUAAUCACACAGAGGCCUCAUGUAAUAACCACACAGUAUCUGAGAGGGGAGGAAUCUGUGUAUAAAUCAAGAGUUUAUCUGAUUAUAGCCCAAUGCAAUUGGAAACAUCUACAGGAGUGUAGAAAAGAUUGGCAAAGACACACUUUUAUAUUUUUACACCCCAGCACUUGGGUCUUCAAUCAUCUCAGUGAUUCAACAUGGCAUGGCUACCCAUUCCACACACCCAGCACUCUCUGUGUGAAAAGGAAAGGGCUUCCUUCCCUUUUGAAUUUGUCCCCACUUUGACAUUGCCACUGGGCUGUUGGUCCCUUUUGGGAUUUAAAAAACUGCUCAAAUCUCCCUGUCAUUUCCAGGCUAAAUAGAUUGAGUUGCCUCAGCCUCUCAUCUUCAGCACUCAUUUAGUCCUGGGAUUAGGCUGGGUGCUCUUCAUACUCUAUACUGUAGAAGUAAGCCCCAUUCAAUUACCUGCCGUAACAUAUUCCGUGCACUAGAUGGUGCUGGCGCUUAUUUCUAUAAAGACACUCGCCUACAUUACACAUGCCUGCAAGUUGAAAUGGUUGCCUACAUGACUUUCUUAUAAGUUUUACAUUAUAACUGAUGAUGGUUGCGUGAUCUGUAGGACUGUAAGAGUAGCUAAAAGGGUUACACAUCUUUUUAAUUGCAACAGCACCUUUACAUUGUAUCAAAACAUUGAUAAUAGAUAAGACACAGGGCGCUCUGCUUAACUGGGCGACUCCCUCAAAUUCCAACUUGUUUGGGUCCCCAAUCUUGAAGCAAUAAGAUAUGUGUGUAAUUUGAAAAACAAACCCAAGGUUACGAAAGAGCUGUCUUUUUGUUUUAGUGAGAUUGCUGGUCAGAAAGAGAAAGAGGAGCACAUAGAGAACUUGGAAACAACAGCUUCAAUAACAUCCAGCUAAAACACCCCAGUAAUUCAACCAGCUUGGAAGUAAACCCAAAUAUUGUUCAAAGGACUUAAAAAGAAACCUUAUUAACCUGGAUCACCAUUAAAGAAAGGGACAGUUAAUGAUUGAUGAAUUAAUUAUGGUCUGUGUGUCCUGCCGAGUUGGACACCUCAAUGCGAAGAGACCCGAUAGGGACAGCACUCUGGAGAGGAUUUCUCAUCAACAAAGACCUGAUAGGGACAGCAGACUUCGGAUCAGCUCUGCAGAAUAACACAGUCUUCUCCAUUGAACUAAUAGAAAAGAGUUAUAGAAAAUAUAGCUGGGGAAUGUAAUACAUGCAUAUUUACAGUAAGGUUGAUAUGUGUGAAAUAUAAAAGGGUGUUUUAUAUGUUGUUUAUUAACAAAAGGGGCUGAAGUAAGAAUUUAAUGAGUGAUUUAACAAGCAUAGCGUGAGAAUCAUAUAGUGAUCUAAGAAAUUGAGUAAAAGGUACUAGAAUAAAUAAGAACAAGUGAAAUGGGUGUUACAUUUGUGUGCCGUGAAUUCUAAUUGUAGGAAAUACAAUUUAACAAUAGAUUGAUGAAUAAUGAAUUACUAGUUUGUAACAUUUUAUUAAUUAGAAUUCACUGAAGUCUGAAUAUUAGUGUUAUCUGAAUAUUAGUGAUUGCUGAAACAUAAUGAACUGAUUUAUGCUAUUUUGAUAUUAAUCUUCUUUUCUACUUUUAUACUGUACCUAUUUUCUGACCUUGAUAAAAUUCAUAAAAAUAUAUACGGUGUUAUGUGAUUGUGGCAAUGUGCCCCGUCCCUGUGUGCAUUUGUAUGUUGCGUGCGUGUGUUAAUGUUGGUGUAUAGUCAUUGGUACACGGGAUAUAAACGGGUCUGUGUUUCACGUAUAUUUAAAAAGUGUAGAUUUGUAUUUAGGCACGAGGAGAGCACAAAUCACUUCACGUGCUGGUUAAAUGUAAUAUGUGAGCACGGGGUUGCACAGAAUUAAUUCACGUGCUGGGAUUCAAGUGAAUAAUUAAUUAGUAAUUGAAUCCCAGCACAACAGUAUAAAUAGGCACAUUUUUAGUCACUCGUGGUUAGGUGUUUAGAGAGUGGAGAACGGGUGAGAGAGAAAGGAGUAAUUAGCAGUAAAGAUCGUAAAUAUAAGUGUUUGUUCUCACCGUGUUCGUCUGUCUGUCCUGCACCGUUUGUCUGUGUAGUCCGUUUUGUUUGUCUAUUUAUUUUGGCGCAAGUGCCGUGUCCUGUUUUGUAUUCCAUUGUUCAAACCUUUUAUUUUCUGUGCUGUUUUAUUAAAUGCUGAGCGAAACCAUUCGCUCAGCUCCACCAAAAAAAAAAAAAAAAAAAAAAAAAGGAAAAA
Messenger RNA from Acipenser ruthenus (sterlet), 7727 nucleotides. Its product is annotated as NACHT domain- and WD repeat-containing protein 1. Lineage: Eukaryota; Metazoa; Chordata; Actinopteri; Acipenseriformes; Acipenseridae. The record is from RefSeq and is a predicted model, not a curated record. Gene Ontology annotation, molecular function: protein binding. The transcript is spliced from 21 exons. The coding region runs from base 139 to 4968 and encodes 1609 amino acids.